GAUGUUUGCAGCCGGAGAGCGGGGCUGCUGGAGACUCACUGUGAGCUACUAACACACGGGUGGAAGAUUAGCUUUUGUAAUACUCGGUUUGCAUGUUCUGAAAGUCAUCUGUCUUCUGAGUCAACAUUCCCGGCCUGGUCAAGAAUCUGAUCAGGGCUCCGGUGAACCAGCCGUAGCACCUCUACUGCCUGUGAGCGAUUUGUCACUUCCUUCUGUAAGACUGGCACCGGCAGACAUGCAGUCCCAGAGGAUCCCGGGGAGAAAGCGAGGCCGACCCCCACUUCACUCAACACCUAUGAAGAUGGCGGUUCGUAACCUUUAUUCCGCGUCAGCUGGCGCGUUGCCAGCAGUGAAGAUCCCCAAGAAAAGAGGGCGGAAGCCUGGGUACAAGCUCAAGUCUCGGGUUCUUAUGACUCCUUUAGCCCUCUCACCUCCGCGGAGCACACCGGAGCCCGACCUCAGCUCCAUCCCUCAGGAUGCAGCCACCAUACCAAGCUUGGCGGCCCCACAGGCUCUCACAGUCUGCCUCUACAUCAAUAAACAAGCCAAUGCAGGGCCAUACUUGGAGAGGAGGAAGCUGCAGCAGCUCCCCGAGCACUUUGGGCCCGAGAGGCCGUCAGCGGUCUUGCAGCAGGCUGUGCAAGCGUGCAUCGACUGUGCCCAUCAGCAGAAGUUGGUCUUCUCCCUGGUCAAACAGGGCUAUGGCGGUGAGAUGGUGUCAGUCUCAGCAUCCUUCGAUGGGAAACAGCACCUGAGGAGCCUGCCUGUGGUGAACAGUGUUGGGUAUGUCCUUCGCUUCCUCGCCAAGCUGUGCCGAAGCCUCCUGUGUGAUGACCUCUUCAGCCACCAGCCCUUCUCCAAGGGCUCCAGUGGCUCUGAGGAAGCUCAGGAGAAGAAGGAAGGCAGGAUGGAGUCAGCAAAAACAGCCACCACUGAGGAGUGCCUGGUGAACCCUGUAGGCAUGAGCCGCUACAGCGUGGACCCCUCCACCUCCGCCUUUAGCCACAGGGGCUCCUUCCCCACCUCCUCCUCGCUGUACUGCAAGAGGCAGAACUCUGGAGAUGGCCAUCUUGGGGGAGGCCUGGCCACCACUGCCAAUGGUCCCCGUUCCAGCCCCAUGUCCUCUGGAGGCCCCUUGGCACCUGGGCUGAGGCCCCCAGGCUCCAGCCCCAAGAGAAACGGGACCUCUCUCGAAGGAAACAGAUGUGCCUCGAGCCCUUCCCCCGACGGGCCAGACGCCAGGCAGCCACGGAGCAGGAACCCUUCCACCUGGACUGUGGAGGAUGUGGUCUGGUUCGUGAAAGAUGCUGACCCGCAGGCUCUGGGUCCACACGUGGAGCUCUUCAGAAAGCACGAGAUUGACGGCAAUGCUCUCUUGUUGCUGAAGAGCGAUAUGAUCAUGAAGUACUUGGGUCUGAAGCUGGGACCUGCACUGAAACUCUGCUACCAUAUUGAUAAACUGAAGCAAGCCAAAUUCUGAAGGUUUCUCAAAAGAUGGAAGCAAAGUCCAGACAAGCAGGUCUCAGGAUCGUCUUCUGCCUUACCAACAUCCAGCCGCCAUCACAAAAUGGCUUCUCUCCUGAAAAAUAACAUCCACAAAGACUGGCUCUUUUUCUAAAACUUGUGCAUCUCUGCCUUCUAAAAAAUUCAACAUGGCCCUUUCGAAAGGCUCCUCUGUGUUAAUGAUUUGCCAAAAGUUAAUGGAAAAGCCUAUUAUUUUAGCAUUCCUGGUAGGUUGGUUGCUGUGAGUAGGGGUCCUGUCUUUAUGACGAGAGAUCAGGGACCCCAAUGCUACUGCCCAAGGAGAACCCUGGAGGGUUCCACGGAUGUGAGAAGAAAGACCUUUGUCUUUACUGGAACUCCACCAUAGCACCACCCGUUUUAACGUUUUUAACUCUGCCCCAGGGGACCUGUCAGUGUGAGCCUUGCUUAAUUCAGCUCUGGAAGCUGUCUUCUGAGGAAACAUGCCUCCUCACCUUGCACUAUCUGGAAAACUUGAAUUCUUUUGCUCUCUGAAAGAGAAGAAAAAAAAAAAUCUUUUCUAUUCCGACUUAA
This is a messenger RNA of Neogale vison (American mink), 2055 nucleotides long. RefSeq names its product Scm polycomb group protein like 4 (gene SCML4). The record is from RefSeq and is a predicted model, not a curated record. The transcript is spliced from 8 exons. Gene Ontology annotation, molecular function: protein binding. Bases 236 to 1480 code for a protein of 414 amino acids. Lineage: Eukaryota; Metazoa; Chordata; Mammalia; Carnivora; Mustelidae.